AUGCUGCUAUCCAUAUUGCUCUUUAUUUCUGCUUUGCUAUAUUCAGUAUCUGGGAAACCUUACGAAUCCUACUCUGUCAACAAACAAUUUCCACCUGUUGCACGCCUGGGUCAAUACUUCAGCUUUCAGCUCUCGAAUGACACUUACAAAUCAGAAAGUAGUUCAUCAGAGAUUGCCUAUGAGGUAUUUGGAUUGCCGGAUUGGCUGUCGUGGGAUCGUUCAAAUAGAGUUUUGAGUGGCACCUUUCCUAGCGAGUUUUUAGAUUCAGGGGACACGAAAUAUUUCGGCGUGACUUUACAAGGAACAGAUCUUUCAGAUGGUCAGUCUCUGAAUGCCACUUAUCAACUGGUUGCUACCAGCCAACCGGCUGUUAAUAUAAGCUCUGAUUUUAAUUUGUUAAGUUUACUAAAGAACUAUGGCCAAACCGAUGGCCGGAAGGCUUUAAAGUUGUCUCCAGGUGCCGAUGUUAAUCUUACGUUCGAGAGGGACAUGUUUGCUGUUGGUUCCAGUUCUCGCCCUAUAGUUGCUUAUUACGGUCGUUCGAAACAGUACCAUGCUCCGUUACCUCCUUGGCUGAGUUUCGAUAGUGCCAUGCUCAAGUUUAGUGGUUCAGCCCCUGUUGUGAAUUCAGAUAUAGCUCCAGAGGUGGACUACUCGUUUUCAUUAAUUGCCACGGACAUUGAAGGGUUUGCAGGCGCAGAGAUGUCGUUCGAUUUAAUCGUUGGUGCUCAUCAGUUAACCACCACGCUUUCUAACUCGCUAGUGGUAAACGUUACAGAUAGCGGGUCAUUUGAUUACGAAAUCCCCUUUAAAUAUGUAUUUUUGGACAAUUAUCCAAUUUCAGAAGCUAAUAUCAGCACCAUGACAUUACAAAAUGCUCCAGACUGGGCCACUUUAAAAGACAAUCAUUUGGUAGGCACUCUUCCAAGUCUUGCUGGCGAGGCAAACUUUACAGUUGCAAUUUCGGAUGUGUACCGUAACAAUGUUUUUUUGGAUGUUUCUGUCAAAUACACUCAACAAUUAUUUGCCGUGAAUUCAUUUGCCAAUGUGAAUGCUACCAAAGGAUCAUGGUUUGAACAUAGCUUGUCACCUUCGCAAUUUACAAAAUCCAGUGGUUUAAACAUAUCCGUGGAAAUUUCUGACGCCGACUGGCUCUCGUUCAUUGAGAAUAAUCUAACAUUAAGCGGUGAAGUUCCUGAUUCUUUCUCCUCAACAACAGUUAAUGUCACGGUUGCUGAAAAUGGACAUACUGAGUCUUUACCUAUGAAGAUUAUUGGUGUAGAUUUCGCCACAAAGGCCAUUGAUUCAUCUGCUACCGCUGCAACCGGAACAGCCUCAGCAACUUCGGGAUCUAGUACGUCUUCUAUAGUAUCAGCGUCCGGAUCAUCAACUUCUGAGGCGGGGGAAUCAUCAUCAAAAAAGAAGAAUUCAUCUUUGAACAAAACGAUAAUAGCCUGCAGUAUUGCUAUUCCGUUAUUUUUCCUGUUGAUUAUAAUACCUAUCAUACUUGUGUUAAGAAAACGGCGGCGCCCCACCGAAGAAGAAUCUGACCUAGAUUCUGAACAAUAUGCCGAUAGGAAGAUUAGUGGGCCCCAAUUGGGAAACCCUGCAAAUAAUCCAAAUCCUUUCGUUUUAUAUCAAGAGAAAAACCCGAGUAACCCAUUUGACGACGAUGCAUCUUCAUUAUCGAGCGCCAAAAAACUAGGCGUUUUAAACGCUAUUCAGUUAGAAGAUUCCUCCGAAAACUCACUGGAGAAUGAGAAAAUGGGCUCCGACGAUGAUUCUCAGGAUGGCUGUGAGCACUACGGAGCCGGCUUCUAUCGAAAAGAGGGUCAACCCGUUAAUUCGGAAAAUUGGUUGUCUGCAGGAGACCAUGAAGGUGACUCCCGCAGAUCAUCUGUAUUCUAUAACAGCCAGCCAUCAAAACGCAAAUCAUGGCGGUAUUCUUCUCACAUGGCAAAUAGCACUAAUAACAACAGGAGAGUAUCUAAUAGAUCUAGAAGAGAGAGCUAUGCGUCUGUGAAAACCGUGAGUACUGCUGACCUGUUAACGACAGAGGUUUCUGUUAGUACUAAUAUACUGCAUGAUCCCCGCAAAUCCACUUUAGGUGCCCGAGAUUCGGUGUUCAUGGAACUAGGCGGCAGCAAACAUUCCUCUGAUAGCAGGACAUCAUCGUCGGGCACGCAGUCGGCAUUAGCGCCUUUGAAUGAAACAUACGCUGGCUCCCAGACUACCCUAGAUCCUUUCAGCGCCGGUUCCCUUAGUGGGACGGCAGAUGGUUCCAUAAAACAGGAAAACAUGUACCACCAUCGUUACCAAUACAAGGGCUGGAAACAACAAGACUCCAGGCCCAAUCCCGGCAAAACCAAAGGACCGGCGGUCCCGGCUCGGCGCAAACGUAGUACUAAAAGAUUAGUGAAACUAGAAAAUAAAGGCGGUGUAAACGUUAGCGACGUUAACCUAAUAGGACAAGAGCCAGAGAGAGAUUAG
Molecule: messenger RNA, 2490 nt
Organism: Eremothecium cymbalariae DBVPG#7215
Lineage: Eukaryota; Fungi; Ascomycota; Saccharomycetes; Saccharomycetales; Saccharomycetaceae
Gene: AXL2
Product: Axl2p
Exons: 1
Coding region: 1-2490 (829 amino acids)
Cellular component (GO): membrane
Molecular function (GO): calcium ion binding
Source: RefSeq, a predicted model, not a curated record